GGUCUGUUUGUCAGUCGCGCUGUACUGUGUUCCAUACCAGCUGGACACUUUUACAAGACGGGUGCAUCAUGACGUCCGCGACGCUAUUAAAGCAAAAGAAAGCAGACAUGGACGCUAAAGAAGUCGACGAAAACUAUCUGUUCGGCUUUUCUACGGACGAGGAUUCUUCUGACGACGAGGAUGUCUCACUGGAGGAGGGUGUAGACAUAUCCAGGCUUCCGACGAUCGCGAAAGACGACGCAACCGUCCAGAGGAAACUCGAAAAAGCCAAGCGGCAACCUACUGAGCAUCGGGGCGUGUUAUGCAUCAGCCGACUGCCUCACGGAUUCUACGAGGAUCAGCUCAGAGGUUAUUUCUCUCAGUUCGGGGAAAUAACCAGGCUGCGCCUUUCACGGAAUAAAAAGACUGGAAAGUCAAAACACUACGCUUUCCUCGAGUUUGAGUCUGCUUCCGUGUCCCAGAUUGUUGCAGAGACGAUGGACAGCUAUCUUUUAAUGGGUCACAUCCUUCAGUGCAAAAUUAUACCUAAAGACGAAGUCCAUCCUGAAUUGUGGGUGGGCGCUAACCGCAAGUGGAGAAAGGUACCCCAGGACAGGAUCGUUAGAGUACAACAUCACAAGCCCCGGAGUGAAGAUAGCAUACAUAAAGCGGAGAAGCGGUUGAUGAGGCGUCAAAGAGAACGUAAACGGAAGUUGGAAGAAGCUGGUAUCAAGUAUGACUUGGAUGCGGUUUCUUAUAAAAAAAAAUCGACGUCAUGAACAUUGUACGAGCAGAUUCGACAGCAUGCGGGAUGGUGUUUGCUUCCUACAAAGAAUGUUCUAUUGAAGGAAAUGUUGACAGUUCUUCCCUGACCAAAUCACUUACAUUAGUGCGUCCCAAGUGCCUUGCGGUCUCACGCUCAGGCUUGUGCGGCCUUUCUGAUUUCACAAUGAGGCAUUUGACAAUUACGUGGUGGCCUAGCUUGCACGUCAGCCACAGCAGUCAUUUGCCUUACUCAUCUUCCGGCGAUAACUGUGCGGCAAGCUCGCCGUUGCAUGAUGCCGCGCAGGUGAGUGUGAGCCCGGAAUUCUCUAGGUCUCGGCUUUUGCAGGGUGAAAUGAUUCCUGCGUUGGGCUGAAAGCUACGGCCGAUGGCGCUUGGG
Messenger RNA from Pisolithus orientalis, 1141 nucleotides. RefSeq lists its product as uncharacterized. Gene Ontology annotation, molecular function: RNA binding. Gene Ontology annotation, biological process: maturation of LSU-rRNA from tricistronic rRNA transcript (SSU-rRNA, 5.8S rRNA, LSU-rRNA). The transcript is spliced from 5 exons. Lineage: Eukaryota; Fungi; Basidiomycota; Agaricomycetes; Boletales; Pisolithaceae. The record is from RefSeq and is a predicted model, not a curated record. Bases 69 to 758 code for a protein of 229 amino acids. Gene Ontology annotation, cellular component: nucleolus.